AUGGCUGCACACAAUCCCGCUUCGGAUGGCCGUGAUGUGUGGCUACUUUGGUGUUUCGAGCAUUGCUUGAAACCCGAGCACGGGCAGGUACACGAAGAGUUGAUGCAUCUUGCGACUUCACUUGAUUUGAAGUUCGCUCGUCACAAGAAAGCUGCGGGCUUUCUCAGCUGGCUGGAUAGCAGGAAUAGCAGGACUGUUACCGUGCUUAUCAUCGCAGACUGGCGGGAGACAAAGCCCAUCGUUGCAGAGCUCAGCACAAGAAGCAACCAUUGCGUCGCCCGCAUGUGCGUAGUGGCACAGUCGGAGAAGAUGUUUCGCAACGCGUCUCUCUUCGCGGGCAGGCAGAGCACAGGCUUUGAGAUUGUGGUGGCAUCUUCUUUCUCGUGUGAGAGCGUGGAGGAGUUGAUCCGAUCUUACGUGCGAAACGCACCUGAGACAACGAGAUGCGGGGAGAUCGACACGGCUGACACGUCACGUUGGUUGUCUCUGCCCAGUCUUCGAAAAUCCAUCCAAGAUCCCAAUACAGCCCGUAUGCUCGAGCAGCUCAUUCGGCAGACCAUGUGGCAAGUCUAUGAGGACUGA
Molecule: messenger RNA, 582 nt
Organism: Symbiodinium natans
Lineage: Eukaryota; Dinophyceae; Suessiales; Symbiodiniaceae
Source: the annotation of a GenBank genome assembly